UCAGCAUCAGCAGCAGCAGCAGCAGCGCGGAGCGAGCGGCGGCAGCGACACCGACGCCGGGAACUAGCGGGACCAGAGGUGCCGGUGGCCGGCUCCGGGAGAACCGAGCCUCCUCCCCGACCAGAGGUGCCGGUGGCCGGCUCCGGGAGAACCGAGCCUCCUCCUCGCCCGCAGCAGGGAGGAUGAAGAAGAGCAACCAGAGCAGGCGGGGCGUCCAGGACUCCGGUCCGCUGGUGGUCCAGCAGCCAGAGAAGGUGGGCUGGAUCCGGAAGUUCUGCGGUCGCGGCAUUUUCAGGGAGCUGUGGAGGAGUCGGUACGUGGUGCUGAGAGGAGACCACCUCUACAUCUCAGACAAAGAGGUGAAAGACGAGCGCAAAGCGCAGGAAGUGUUUGACCUGGCUCAUUAUGAGCGUUCAGAGGAGUUGAGGAAGGCAAAGAGUCGCAGCAAGAAAAAUCACAGUCGCUUCACCGUCUUACGCUGCCGACAUCCGGGAAACCCGGUUCCUAACCUGGUUUUUCUUGCGGUGAGUCCCGAGGAAAAGGAAUCAUGGGUCAAUGCCCUCAACGUGGCCAUCAUCAAAGCCAAGAACAGAGUUUUAGACGAGGUGACCACUGAGGAGGACAGUGCGCUUGCUCAUCCCACCAGAGACAGAGCCAAAAUUCAACAUAGCCGGCGUCUGCCGACCAGGGGACACCUCAUGGCCGUGGCGUCAACGUCCUCCCAUGGCAUGUUGACCCUGGACCUGGUUGCAGAGGAGGACGGCUUCUCCCUCGACUAUGACGACGACUUGUGUGAAUCCUGGGAGAACGGGUUCCGGGUGGACCUGCAGAGGGGGAGCUCUAACGGAGGCGUGCGUCAGCGAUCUGGCACCGACGUCUCAAAGUUGCGGGUGACUUCCAAAGAGCCAAAGCUGAAGACCAGCAGCCUUCCCAGGGGCAGUGAGCGGUCCUGGGGCAAGCAGCUCCAUCUGGAAACCUCCAAGGGCCACAAAAACCAGCAGGUCCUCGAGACUCAGUCUCGAACCCCGCAGCCAGGAAAGAGGUUCAGCAUGGAGGGUCGGAAUCGCUGUGCUUCCAUGGAUGAAGUCCACUCCUCCAGGCCAGCAAUGAUUCGCUCCGAGUUUCGCUCGGCUCUGCGUCGCUGCACGACGGAGGAGGAAGCCGGGGCGGCGUCGGCCCAGCCGGUGGGUCAGCUGCAUAGCCUGAUCGCUCAGAGGAUGCAGAGAGCCCAGGAGCUGCUGGAGGAGAUGAGGCUGCAGGAGCUGCAGAAGGCCAAAGCAGAGCGGGAGCGAGGAGGCAGUUCCACAUACCUGAAAGGCUUUGAAUCCCCUCGACUCCAUCACCUUAGGGGCUCCGACUCUCCUCACUCAAGCAGGUCUUCCGUAUCUCCAAAGAGCAAAAGCAGCGACUCCCCUCGUCUCCGGGGAAAAGACUCUCCUCGUAUGAGAGGAAGAGAAUCUCCUCGAUCCAAAGCCAAGAGGAAUCGCCCAAAAGGGACUGACUCUCCUCGCUCCAAAGGAUCCCAGUCACCUGCAACUAAAGCUGGCGACUCUCCUCGACUGAAAGAUUCACAUCAUUUGACUGAUUCUCCUCGCUCAAAGAGCUCAGACGCAGUCCACUCAAAACUCAGGGGAUCGUCCAGUUCCUCUUCCAGCAAGCAAAGCGACUCUCCCGUCCAGAAGACGUGCGAGUCAACCCCACGCAUCAGUGAAGCCGAGCCCUCUCAGGGUACAGGACCUGAUUCCCCGCAGGCCAGACUAAUCCAGUCCCCCCAUCGAGGGAGCAGGAAGCAGUCUCCUUGUCAGAGUCCAAACUCUCCUAACGUGUCUGAUUCCUGUGAUUCCUCCCAGGGCAAAACCCCUGAGCAACACCGCUCCUUCCCUCAUCGGCCUCCCUCUCAACUUACGGAGGAGGAAUUGGAGGUGGAGAGGAACCGGGCGGAGGCCGAGCGUCUGUUGGAGGAGGCUGUAUCAUCUUGGAAAGAAGCGCAGGAGGUUCUGCAGGAGGUGAUGGAGCUGCAGAGCCAGACAUUGAGACGGCAGCGUAGGAGGACGUACGAGAAGAUGACGUCGUCGUCGUCAGCAGCGGCCGGACUGCCCACAGCAACCGGAGCAGCAGAAGAUGAAGACGCCCCGGCCUCGCCCACCUCGCCCGAGGAUGAAGACGAGUCGGAGACGCUUUGAUACGGAUGUACAAAUGUCUAUUCAGCAUUCUCAGUGGAGACAGAAUCCUUUUCCAGCAUGCUUAUGCACAAAAAAGAGAUGGGAUUUGCUUAAUUUGAGGGUUUUUAAUUCUGUUGCAAAUCUGGGGACGGUGAGAUGCAUGUGACCACCUCAGCAAAUGUGGAUUAUUUUAAAACCAGUAAUAUAAUUCUUCCCGGGAGGUUUAAUGACUGUAAUCCUCCGGAAUGCACUAUGCCAUCACCAGGGACAAGCCCUCAUACUUGUGCUGCCCGUUUAUUCAAGGAAGCGUGCCCAUGUGGCAGAUGUGUCACAUUUCAUUUCAGUAAAUACAGUUUUAAUGGAGAGCAGCUCCCCUUCACUUUCUAUGACGGUGCACGUCUUUCCACUUCCUCUCUUUUUGCUGAAAGUAAAGCAAAAAUGAUUUUUUUGAUGCGAAAAAAAGUUUGAGGCUUUUAAAGAAAGACAGUCACAUUUUCCAAGUAAAGAUGUCAACAUUUGUACAAUGAAAAAUGUUUUUAAUAUCACAAAAACACAAAGACACUGAAGAGCACUGCCUUCCUUUUAAAGUUAAAAGAUACAAAAAUAUGGACUUCCUACACUACACUGGUUCUUUUUUAUUUUACUGAUCUAUUUACUGACAUUUAUUUAAGUCUUCUUGUGCGCAAUUAUUUUAAAACAAUCUUAUAAAUGGCUGGACCCCGGUUUAGUUGUAGCUUUUUGUAUAUGCCCAAAAAAUGUCUUUUCCUGCUCACUUUUGGUAUUUUUAAAAUUGUAGAAAGUUUUGUCAGGCCACAGCAAUAAUCAGGGAGUUUAAUGUUUUACACGAAAACAAGCAAUAAUGAACAGAAAGAAUAUCUUUGUUCAUAAUUUGUGUCUGAGUCGGAGCAGCAGACGCGUUAUAAACACUGUGCACUAUGACUGAAUACCUUUGCAACACUAUCACUUUACCACAGUUUUAAUGUGUGGUUAAACAUAUUUGUGAAUAUGUAGCGUUUUUUUCUUAAAUAUGGAAAUCAUUAGGAUUUCCUUUGCACAGUACCAAUCUGACGAAUGCUGGAUUUUUGAUGCAAAUUUUUUUUAUUUUAUUUCCACCAGCAAUUCAGUUUUUAUGAAUAAAAACCUCAUGAAAAUAUUAAUUCAUCAAGGAUACUUCCAAACAUUUUUUUUAUAGAAUUAUAAAUAACACACACGAUGAGAAAAGCAUUUCACUUCAACAAAAUAAAAACAGACACUUCCAAAACAUUAGCCAGGAAUUACAUUUUUUAAAACGAAUAGCACAUGAAAUCCUGCAGGUUUUUUUCUGUUCCUUGACUGAACUAUAAUUCAGUCAUGUUCAGUUAACUUAUGUAACAAUUUAUAUGUGCCACUGUGAUUCAUUGUAAAUAUUAUUAACAUACAUGACUACAUUUUUUAAUUGCUAACAGAAGAAUCCGUUGCGGAUAUGAAGCAGUUGGGACGUUUGUGUGUCACGGUCAUGAGAAGCUGUCAAAGUUAGCACACAUGAACAUGAACAAAUAAAAUAGGUACAUUGAUCACAACUCAAAAUCCCUCUGGGUUUGUUAUAUAAUGGAGCCUAAAUCAUCUAUUUCCUGUGUGUGGGGUGAGCACCCUGUUUGUCCUCCCCCUCCCACUGCUUCCCGCUUCUUCUUCUCUUACUGGUUUUGGAACUUUUAUUUAUUGCUUAAUUAGUUGUGCACCUCAUUAAAUGACAGCUAGAUGGCCAGAACAAUAUAAGAGUGUUUAAUAACAUUUUGGAGGUGUCCCUCAUGCAGCCAUAACAGCCCUGAGCCAUGAGACAUAUGAGACGUGUCUGCAGGACAAUAACAGGGAACACACGUCCUAUGUCCUCCCUCAGGACCGUUCUGUUAGACACUGCUAAGCAGGGGACAUGAAAGAACAUUUCGUUGUAAAAUAUUUUGUAAGUUACACCAUCUGUUAAUAGUUAAAAUAUUGUGACUGUUGAUUUAAAGGAAUAUUCCUGAGAUAAAGCAAUGUCUACCGUCAAAAGGUAAGUAGUAUACACUGUUGUUACGGAUCAAAACUAUGUGACUCAAAGUAGUUUUGACUGGGAAAGGAAGAGAGUUCAAGGCUUCUGUUACCAGUAACUGGAUCACUACUGAUUUUGUACACAUUCAAUAUUAAAAUGCCAUUUAUUUUGAUGUAGGUCUAUUGCCACAAGGGCUAAGAUCAGUUGUCAUGUUGCUGCAAACAUAUUUUGUUCUCACUCAGAACAGCUUUGGUUCAUAUUGCUUUGGUUUUAACUCCAGAAUGUUAUUAUAAAGUUCCAGAGUACAUGGUUUUGUCACAUCUAGUGGCUCAAAUUGCAAAGUGCAACUAAUAGUGGCCAUUAAAUAAGCCAAAGACCCACUCUAUACCCUGUCUUUGAGUGUUUAAUAUGUACCAUCUAAGUUACUGGUAGUAACUAAGUGAAUAAGAAAGAUCACUGGUCAUCAAUCAUGACACCCUGGUUUUUUUGCAAGCUUUAUAGGAGCAACAGUAGAAGCAAUAUUUAUAUUGAUAUUGUGGUUGAUGGAUUAAUGUGCAGGGAGGACUAAGGUGGUGUUUCUUUAUCCAUGCACUAGGUCAGAGAGGCUGAGGUUCAUGCAGAGAUUGUGGGGUCACCUGGAAUAUAAUAAUAUAUAUAUAAUAAUAACAGGUAUAACUGCAUAUCAUCUGCAGUGAUAUGAGAAGAUAAUGGGCCCAGGGAGGUGUUGUACAUGGCAAAGAGAAAAGGGCACAAAGACCGAGCCCUGGGGUACCCCUGUGGAGUGUCGGAUGAGGACAUUUGUCCUUGUCAUGACAUUUCAAAUCAACACCCGGUGAGACAAAACUCGUGAUUCAUGAUUCAACACAACUCAAAACAUAUUUCCUUCAGUGAACCAUACUUUACCUUUAAAUUUGUUUUUUCAGUGUGAAAACAUAUGGCUGGGAGAAAAAUUAAUCUCACCUCUUUAAAGAACGUAAUUGGAACUGAACUUAAGAUCAUCUCAACGCAUUUUUCUUUUUCAAUUCAAUUCAAUUCAAUUCAAUUUUAUUUGUAUAGCGUCUAAUUCAACAGAUGUUGUCUCUAGACGCGUUUUUUCACCUUAUACACGUGAUAGCUGUACUUAACAAAUAAUUACUAGUAUAAUAAAGUUGCACGAGUUGAUUGAGUUAUCAAACAUUCAAACAGAAAGUUGUCACAAAAAUGCAAAUAACAAAAAAGUAAGAAAUUCAAUUCAAUUCAAUUUUAUUGGUAUAGCGUCUAAUACAACAGACGUCUCUAGACACUUUCCAGAGACCAGAACAUGAAACCCGUCCAUUGGGUCACAGUCAACAAAAGGUGCAAUAUGCAAUAUAAUAAUUGUUUGAUAUUGAUAUUCACAUUUAUCCUUCUCAGUGUGAAGGAUGCUGGUGUCUCAGUAUUUCCCUUUUUUUUCUCUUUUUUUAGUCCAGGUCGAGUGUUUUGCAUAUUUGCGAUAAAUAUUGAAAGCAUGCAUAAGAAACCAGCAACAAUGAAAGAAAGACAUUACAUUACAGAUUAUUUGUAAUGUGAGUGAGGAAGUUGAAUAGAUUGGUUGAAUAAAUAUUUGAAUUUAUUUUCAUGCUGAUUAAAAUAGGUUUUGUGAGCAGAAUCUAAUGCUGCAUUCACUGGUAAAUAUAGAAAAGCAAGUUAUUAUUGUUAUUAUUUUCUUUUUGCUGACUUUACUUGACUGUAGAUCUAUUUGUUGAUGUCUUUGAAUGAUGUUAUUUGAAUUACUGUAUACAGCAAUGCAUUGUGGGUAAACUGCACCAAAGCAAACCCUGCUGGUUUUCUGUGUGGAGUGUCCGGAGCUCAUUGUCAUAUGUCAUGUACAAUAAGCUAAACUGUCAGUGGGGUGAGAAGUUUCAUCUGCUCUGUCUUAAAAAACUCAGAAAACAUGUCAGCGUCAUAGUCCUUUCAACACAUGGACGUUUUUUUACAAAGUUUUUAAGUCAGAUGGACUACUUCUCAGCGCACUGGAUACGGUUUUUUUCUUGUUUCAAUAAAAAG
Molecule: messenger RNA, 6195 nt
Organism: Cololabis saira (Pacific saury)
Lineage: Eukaryota; Metazoa; Chordata; Actinopteri; Beloniformes; Belonidae
Gene: plekho1a
Product: pleckstrin homology domain containing, family O member 1a
Exons: 10
Coding region: 183-2183 (666 amino acids)
Biological process (GO): regulation of myoblast fusion
Cellular component (GO): muscle cell projection membrane; ruffle membrane
Source: RefSeq, a predicted model, not a curated record